CUUCAAGCAGUCAGUCCGAGAAACCCGAGAGCGCACCGAAGUAACAAAACACAAACAUGGCGCCUAGUUACUGCUGUACAGACUAGCGCUGGACAGAAACAAAGUUUCCAGGAAUAAACCCAACGCGCUCGCGCUGAGUGUACGUUUAUACUCGCUCGAGCCGGAGUGGACGGGUUGGAAGUUGCAACUGGCCUACAUGUCAACGCGUUUUCUUCGAGUGCUUUGAACAGCUGGUCCGUCCAGCCAUGAUUGAGGAUAAGGGUCACCGUGUGACAGACUACUUUGUUGUGGCUGGCCUAACAGACAAGUCCACACCACUAGAGCAGGAUCUAUCUGAAACCAAGUCCAGUGGGCCCAAGGCACCCAUCACAGACCUUGCCAUCAUCAACAAGUCUGCAGGAGAAACUGUGCCUGAAGGUUUCACAUGCAUUGAGAGUACCUACAGUGGCCAGCCGGCCAAUCUCAACCAUGGCAGCCUCAAGAGCCCAGAACUCUUCCUGUGUUACAAGAGGGGUCGUGGGAAGCCCCCACUCAUUGACAUCGGGGUCCUAUAUGAGGGUAAAGAGCGUCUUAUUCAGGGUUGUGAGGUCAUUGAGGCCACGCCGUUUGGCCGCUGUGCAAAUGUCAACAACAGCUCUGCCACAUCCCAGCGCAUAUUCAUUACAUACCGCCGCGCACCCCCCGUCCAGCCCCAGAACUCACUGGCUGUGACUGACAUCCGCGUCAUCAUCACAAACAAGGGCGAGACUCCUCCUCACACUUUCUGUAAAGUGGACAAGAACCUCAACUGUGGCUUGGUCUAUGGAGCUGGAAUACAGUUCUACGAGCCGUAUUCUGUGGACGGUCUCAGCGAGAAACAAAAGAUCCAGCUAGGUCUGGUCUCCAAUGUGGACAAGAAGGUCAUACCCAACCGCACAGUCAAUACCAACAAAUGCAUCUGCCUGCUGUCCCGCUGGCCUUUCUUUGAGUCCUUCAGGAAGUUCCUAAUGUUCCUUUACAAGCUGUCAGCCAAUGGAGUCAACCCUCUGCCCAUUGAGAAACACAUAUCCCAUUUCAUGCACAAUGUCUCCUUCCCUUCUCCUCAGAGGCCAAGAAUACUGGUCCAGCUGUCGGCACAUGACACCUUAAUCCUGUCCCAACCUGUCUGUACACCUUUACCACUAAGUGGAGCAGACUACAGCACACUGCUGAUGAAUCUGGGCCCAGAAAAUUGUGCCACACUGCUACACUUUAUCUUGCUGGAAAGCAAGAUCCUGUUGCACUCCCUGAGACCAGCUGUACUGACUGGGGUGGCUGAGGCUGUUGUGGCGAUGAUCUUCCCAUUCCAGUGGCAGUGUCCUUAUAUCCCUCUUUGCCCUCUGUCUCUGGCGGGGGUCCUCAAUGCACCAUGUCCAUUCAUUGUGGGCGUUGACUCUAGAUACUUUGACCUCUACGAUCCCCCACCUGAUGUGGUCUGUGUGGACUUGGACACCAACACUAUAUACUUGUCUGAUGAAAAAAGAAAUAGUAACUGGAAGAACCUCCCAAAGAAGCCCUGCAAAGGUCUUAUCAACUCUCUAGGAAAUCUUCACCACCAGCUUGCCACUGUUCGGCGUACAGCACUAGAAGGCUUGGCAGUGGAGAUGACCCCUAUCGAGGCAGACUUUACCUGGCAUAAGAAAAAGACAGAGCUGGAGAUGGAGAUUCAGGAGGCGUUCCUGCGCUUUAUGACAUCCAUACUGAAGGGCUACCGAACCUACCUCAAACCAAUCACACAAGCACCUUCUGAGAAAGCUACUGCUGCAGACUCACUCUAUGACCUGCAAGGAUUCUUAAAGAGUAGAGAUCGUGCACAUCAGAAGUUCUACUCUCAGCUCACCAAGACUCAGAUCUUCAUCCGCUUCAUUGAGGAAUGUACUUUUGUUAGCGACAAAGACACCAGCUUGGCUUUCUUUGAUGACUGCAUUGGAAAACUUUUUCCUUCAGACAAAGGAACAGAAAAGGGUACAAAGGAAAUCAAAAUGGCCUACAAGCUGGCAAAGCGUUUCUAUUCCAAUCCACCCCAGUGGGCAAAGUGUCUGUUUAGUCACUGCUACAGUCUGUGGUUCAUCUUUCUUCCUGCCAGCAUGCGUACUGCCCAAUCCAAAUCCCGCACCAUGCAGCAGGCCUUCACUGUUCUGCUCAAGAUGAGGAGCUCUGAGGUCGAGGUGCUCGAUGAGGUGUGUUACCGUGUGGUGAUGCAGUUGUGUGGUUUGUGGGAGAUGCCUGUCAUGGCUGUGCGUGUCUUAAUGGAGAUGAAAAAGGCUGGUGUUGAACCCAAUGCUAUUACUUACGGAUACUACAACAAGGCUGUCCUUGAAAGUCCUUGGCCAAGUCGUAACCGUAGUGGACUCUUCAUGUGGACCAAAAUGCGGAACCUGGUGCGAGGAGUGGUGCAGUUUAAACAGGCGUUGCGUGGAACAGCACUUAAAGGAGGACCUUCUCUGAUAACCACAGAGCUUUCAGCGGGUACAGCAGCAGGUGCUGAUGGAGACAGACUGAGUCAUGGCAGUAUAGACCGCUCAAAUGACCCUAUUGUAGAGGAACACAUUCUCUUCCCUCACAGCCUUAUAGUUGAGGACGCUAUUGACAGUCACUAUAGUACAGCCGGUCAGUCUGAUCAGGGUUAUGGAUCUAAGGACGAGCUGCCCCAGGACCUUACUGAUGGACCUAUAACCUCUCCACCUCUCUCCACCAACCACACUAGCAGUAGCAAAGGAACCAAGAUCCAAAAUGGGGACGAUGUUGCAAGUUCUGUAGACAGUGUUGUAGCUGUGACAGAGCCCCCCAGCCCUGCUGAGAUGGCACCUUCUGUAGCCAGCAUUGUUAAACUGUCUACUGAGAUCCCUGUCCACUUUGACAGCACUGCAGACAGGGGAGAAACUGCAGGUGUAUGUACAGCUAAGCUCUUCAUUCCCUGUAAGAAGAGUGAAGAUGUGGCCCUGCCUGUGGAGGAUGACUCUGUAAUCACAGUUUCACAACUCUCCCAGGCUGGACAGCAACAGAGGAUGAAAGCCUUUGUGGAGCGCAGCUGCAGUUUCAGUGCAGAGAGCAAAGCUGGCAUGCUACAAAAGAAGGGCAGUCUGGAGCUCAGUGCUGAUCACAUGGGCGCAGAUGCAAAAAUCCUUGCAUCUGCAUUCUCCGGCAGUCUGACCCCUCCUCCAUUUACAACCAUCACUCCCUUUAAAGAGUGUAAGAUGGAGGCUACAACGAGCUCUGCCCUCCAGCAGGAACAUGAAGAUAAGCAGAAGGAACACAAAGUAUUCAGUUCUGCAGAAGAGAAAGUGGGGAAAAGUAGAGAGCAGAAAGAUUCAGUAGACACACCCCAGGGGAGCGAAGUUGUUGGGCGAAGCAUAAGCAGUGGCUCUUCCUCCUCUAAAGCUGUGGAAAGGGAGGAUGUUGAGAUGGGGGCGGAUCCUCUUUCACUCUUUGCAUCGGAAACUGAGGAUGCAACCUCCAUUCAGAGCCAGGAGUCCACACGGCCCUUUCCACCUAUGGUGUCAAGGAAUCUUGCAGAUGAGAUUGAGAUGUACAUGAGCCUCCAGAGCCCCUUGAAUGGUAAAUCUUCCAGCAUGGAGUUGCAUCAGGGAUCAAGCCACAAAUCAGUUAACUGUCCAGACUCUCCUGAAGUAAAGCAGUCUUUGGAAAGAAGAUCAAGCCUUCCGAUCGGUCCGGUCAAAAUUGCCAGUUUAACAGAGACUCCGAAGCGUAGCCCUGCUGUCACGCGUUCUAAGACAUUUGCAGUCAAGUCCCCCAAGACCCCAGGCUCUGCAGGCCAAAGGUCAUCAUCGCUGACUGCGCUUGUAAAGUCGUCACAGAGCAGUUCACUGGGAUCCGUCAUCAACUCCAUAUCAGGCAUCAAGAUGGACUCUCUGCUGUUAGGGCCUAAAGUAGAUAUGCUCAAGUCAGGCAUGAAGCAAGCAGCCAAUGUGGCCAGCAAAAUGUGGGAUGCAGUGGCCUCAGCCUACUACUCGGAUGAUGAGGAGGAAAGCUCACAGCCCAGAGACAGUUUCCCUGCUAGGCUAGAAGAGCAGUUGUUGUCUGCAGAAGGAGCAACAGAGAACACUUUACCCAGAGGCCUGAUGCCCAGCCUGGCCUCAAACGGGCUCACACACAGCAACACCAGCCUGGGCAGCAGCAGUGAAAGCAGCGAUACCAGCCGUGCACAGCUGUCGACACCUUUGACUCCAGGCCGCUCAGUGAGAGGUGCAGACUCAGAGAGGUCUGAACAUAGUUCCUCUCAUCAUGCCAGCACCUCCAGCAUUUACCAGAAUUGUGCUUUAGAGGUUCUAAUGUCCAGCUGCUCUCAGUGUCUGGGUUGUGAAGCUCUGGUGUAUGACGAGGAGAUCAUGGUAGGCUGGACAGCUGAUGACUCCAAUCUCAACUGCACCUGUCCUUUCUGUCAAAUCUCUUUUCUCCCUCUACUCCAUGUUGAGUUCCACGACCUGCGCUCUACACCGGGCUUCUACUUGAAGACAAGCACAUCAGGAGACAGUAUUAACAGCUCCAGCAACCAUCCGGCCACCUCUGUCUCCUCUGAAGUGAAAGUGGGUUGUUCUAGUGACCCUCCAGGCCUCAUGAGCUUCCCAGAAUCUCCUGAAGACAGCAAGGGUCCUGUUGAGAUGCCUGUCACUCAAACUGGAACCCCAAAGAUCCUGGUACCAGAGCCAGUACAUUCAGACCCCCUGGGUCUCAUGGAGAAACAAGCUGAGAAACGUAACACUUUAACUCGGAGCAACAGCGUGGGAGGCCCACUGCAGAGUUUGGAUUCGAUCCAAAGACCCAAUCAUGGCAUUUCCACUACCAGCCUUCCCAGCAGCCUACAUGAGGUGGCGGACACCCUGAGUCAAAAGUGGCCAAACCCAAAACCAGUUUCUGUGCCGUAUCUCAGUCCACUGGUCCUUCGUAAAGAGUUAGAAUCGCUGUUAGAGAAUGAGGGGGAUCAGGUAAUCUAUACUCAUAAGUUCCUCAGUCAGCACCCCAUCAUCUUCUGGAACCUGGUUUGGUAUUUUCGCCGUUUAGACCUGCCCAGCAUUCUGCCUGGACUCAUUCUCACAUCUGAACAUUGCAACAAUGGAGUGCAGCUCCCACAGACAUCUCUGUCUCAGGACAGUAAGCAGGUGUAUGUGCAGCUGCUGUGGGACAAUGUCAACUUACACCAGGAGCCCACAGAGCCCCUCUAUCAGCUUUGGAGGACCUUCUUGCAAAAAAAGGGCACUCUAGCCCCCACUGACCACCAGGAGACUCGGACUCUGCUGAACAGCAUUGUACGCAGCAUUCAGACGAACGAUGUUUACGGCCCCAUCAACAUGCUCCUCAGGGAGAUCAAGAAACGCCCAGAAGUUAAACGCCAGAGGUUGGACAUGCAUGCAGCAGCUUGUAUAUGUGACUAGUUUAGGCAUGAAGCUCUAGAUUCCACAUGCUUAUAGAUCAUUUACAUGCAAUCUUAAAGCAAUCGCAUUGUUUACUAUAUGGCACAAGCUAAUUUGCCUCUGUUGCUUCUGCAGCCAAUGAGCUUGCUUGCUUUCCUAACCAAAAAAUCCAGAUUCAGUGUUUGCUAUAAGCUGGUUCUGCAGCAUGAGUUUCUCUGAAAAU
Sinocyclocheilus grahami is the source of this 5613-nucleotide messenger RNA. RefSeq names its product DENN/MADD domain containing 4C (gene dennd4c). The record is from RefSeq and is a predicted model, not a curated record. Bases 246 to 5411 code for a protein of 1721 amino acids. The transcript is spliced from 28 exons. Gene Ontology annotation, biological process: regulation of Rab protein signal transduction. Gene Ontology annotation, cellular component: ESCRT I complex; cytoplasmic vesicle. Gene Ontology annotation, molecular function: protein binding. Lineage: Eukaryota; Metazoa; Chordata; Actinopteri; Cypriniformes; Cyprinidae.